AUGCCGUCGCUGGUGGAGCUACAACAAGGCGAGGGUUUAGGAUCCGAAUCCAACCCUCAUUAUGUUCAACGUCAGAAGAUCGUGAUCGUGGGGCUGGGAAUGGUAGCAAUUUCUCUAAUCGAGAAAAUUAUCAAACAAGACACAGCCCGACGUUUCGAUAUCCUAGUAAUCGGUGAGGAGCCACAUGUCGCUUAUAAUCGUGUUGGACUCUCGUCGUACUUUGAGCAUCGCAAAAUCGAGGAUCUCUACCUUGAACCGAAGGAGUGGUAUGGGUCAUUCAAAGAGCGAGGAUUUGACCACCACCUGAACACCCGCGUCACCAACGUCGACCCAGUCAACAAAACGGUUAGCACAUGCACCGGAGAUAUCAUUUCCUACGAUCUUCUCGUUCUCGCUACCGGCUCAGAUGCGGUUCUUCCUACGCGCACACCUGGCUACGAUGCCAAGGGAAUCUUUGUUUAUCGAACAAUCAACGACUUAGAACGACUCAUCGAUUUCGCAGCCGAUCACAAAGGGGAAACCGCAGUCACCGUUGGUGGAGGUCUGCUUGGGCUUGAGGCUGCCAAGGCGAUGACCGAUUUGGAAGAUUUCGGCAAUGUCAAGCUCAUCGAUCGCAAUGAGUGGGUUUUGGCACGACAACUUGAUGGAGAUGCGGGAUCUUUGGUUACUCGGAAGAUUCGCGAUUUGGGCCUCGAUGUUCUGCAUCAGAAACGGGUUGCCGCUGUGACGACGGACGAUGACAAUAACGUCACUGGUGUCACAUUUGAAGAUGGGCAGCACAUUGAAUGUUGCUGUAUUUGCUUUGCAAUUGGCGUGAGACCGAGAGACGAGCUAGGGGAAUCGGCUGGUAUUCUAUCCGGUGCGAGGGGUGGCUUUAUAAUUGAUGAAAGCCUUCGGACAUCUGUGCCAGACAUAUACGCUGUUGGUGAAUGUGCCAGUUGGGAAAACCAAACAUUCGGAAUCAUCGCACCGGGCAUUGAAAUGGCUGACGUGCUGGCCUACAAUCUCACGCAUCCCGGCGAUGAUCCCAAGCGCUUCACGCGACCGGAUCUUAGCACCAAGUUAAAGCUUCUUGGUGUCGACGUCGCUUCAUUCGGCGACUUCUUUGCCGAUAGGGAUGGUCCCAAGUUCCUUCCGGGCAAGCGUCCAUCAAUCGCAGGCCUGGAAAUAGACAAAACAGAGUCUCCUGUAAAGGCCUUGACAUAUAGAGAUCCGUUUGGUGGAGUUUAUAAAAAGUAUAUCUUCACCAUGGAUGGAAAGUUUCUGCUUGGAGGAAUGAUGAUCGGUGAUACAUCGGACUACAUCAAGUUGAACCAAAUGGUUAAAGCCCAAAAGGCACUUGAGGUUCCACCGAGUCAAUUGAUCCUUGGGGCACAAAAUGGCGGAGAUGAUAAUGGAGAUGAUCUUGACGAUACUACUCAGAUAUGCGCUUGCCACAAUGUGACCAAGGGAGAUGUUGUUGAUAAUGUCAAAAGUGGAACUUGCAAAACAAUAGGAGAAGUCAAGUCUUGCACCAAGGCGGGCACUGGCUGUGGCGGUUGCAUGCCCCUAGUUCAGUCCAUCUUCAAUAAGACCAUGUUGGAGAUGGGCCAGGAGGUCUCAAAUCACUUGUGCGGCCACAUUCCAUAUUCGCGUGCAGAUCUAUACAAUAUCGUCGCAAUAAAGCAAUUGAAGACCUUCACCGAAGUGAUGCAAGUCGCUGGAAAUAAGCCCGAUUCCCUCGGGUGUGAACUGUGCAAGCCUGCAAUUGGAUCAAUUUUGUCAAGUCAAUUCAACCCCAACAUCAUGGAUAAGGGAUACAAUGAUCUCCAAGAUACGAACGACAAGUUCCUCGCCAACAUCCAAAGGAACGGGACAUUCUCUGUCGUGCCUCGGGUACCAGGUGGGGAGAUCACGGCUGAUAAGCUCAUAGCGAUUGGUUCAGUCGCGAAGAAAUAUGGACUAUACUGCAAGAUUACUGGCGCACAGCGAAUUGACAUGUUCGGUGCAAAGAAGCAGGAUCUUUUGAACAUUUGGACAGAGCUUGUGGACGCAGGCAUGGAGAGCGGACAUGCGUAUGCCAAGGCUCUGCGCGCAAUCAAAAGCUGUGUGGGCUCUACGUGGUGCCGCUUUGGUAUCGGUGACAGUGUGGGUAUGGCUAUUCGCCUCGAAGAGCGAUACAAGAGUAUCCGAGCGCCACAUAAAUUCAAAGGUGGAGUUUCUGGUUGCGUGCGAGAGUGUGCGGAGGCACAAAAUAAAGAUUUUGGUCUUAUUGCCACAGAAAAGGGCUUCAAUAUCUUUGUUGGAGGCAACGGCGGUGCCAAACCGCGACACUCGGAGCUUCUAGUGACAGAUGUCCCGCUAGAAAUGGUGAUACCCAUCAUCGAUCGAUACGUUAUCUUCUACAUCCGAACGGCAGACAAACUUCAACGAACAGCUCGAUGGAUUGAGAAUCUCCCUGGCGGCCUCGGUUACCUGAAAGAAGUCAUCAUUGAAGACAAGUUAGGAAUCUGUGCCGAUAUGGAGAGGCAAAUGCAGGAGCUUGUUGAUAGCUACUUCUGUGAAUGGACAGAAACAAUCAAGAACCCCAAGCGUCGCAAGGUUUUCCAACAAUUUGCCAACACGGAGGAGAUUGUUGAUACAGUGGAAGUCAUACAAGAACGUGCGCAGCAACGUCCCACCUACUGGGCCAAGGAAUCCGCUCAAGAAGAUUUCAAGGGCCACCAAUGGUCCAGCCUCUCCUGGCAGCCUGUCGUCCAAGCAGACCAUUUCUCUGACGAGCCGCCGCAAGUUUCUUCCGCUAACGUCAAACGUGGUGACACGCAACUAGCAGUUUUCAAAAUCAAAGGAAAGCUCUACGCUACCCAGCAAAUGUGUCCGCACAAGCGUGCGUUUGUCCUGUCAGAUGGUCUGAUCGGCGAUGAUGAUGCAGGGAAAUACUGGGUCUCAUGUCCCUAUCACAAGCGCAACUUUGAGCUCAAUGGAGACCAAGCUGGACGAUGCACAAAUGACGAGAGUAUGAAUAUUGCCACGUUCCCCGUCGAGGAGCGAGAUGAUGGCUGGAUUUACAUUAAGUUGCCACCUGUUGAGGAACUGGAUGCUAUUCUCGGCACGGAGAAAUGGAAAGUGAAGAAAGAGGAAUCCGUUGACCCGUUCCAAAGAAUGGAUAAGAGAUACAAGGGUAUGAAAGGCAAGAAGGUGGCUAAUGGCGAUGCAUUAAAUCACUCUGCGGCCCAGCCUGCAAAUGGGAUUGAUUGGUAA
This is a messenger RNA of Penicillium waksmanii, 3240 nucleotides long. RefSeq names its product nitrite reductase niiA (gene niiA). Bases 1 to 3240 code for a protein of 1079 amino acids. Gene Ontology annotation, molecular function: flavin adenine dinucleotide binding; 2 iron, 2 sulfur cluster binding; nitrite reductase [NAD(P)H] activity. The transcript is spliced from 9 exons. The record is from RefSeq and is a predicted model, not a curated record. Lineage: Eukaryota; Fungi; Ascomycota; Eurotiomycetes; Eurotiales; Aspergillaceae.